Cuscuta campestris is the source of this 2079-nucleotide messenger RNA. NCBI's taxonomy places the organism in Eukaryota, Viridiplantae, Streptophyta, Magnoliopsida, Solanales, Convolvulaceae. The record is from the annotation of a GenBank genome assembly.
CUGUGUUAAGAGGGGGUGACUCACAAAGCAUAUACAAAGUAGCAUAUUCUUCUUCCUCUUCAGCCGCUCGCAGCCCAGCUAAACCUUAUUUUCUUCCCAUUUCUAGUUUCGCCAAUUCUUCUCUCCUCCGUUUCUUGAAGAAUGCAUUCCAAUCAUUUGCUGCUCGAAGAACCCAUUAGGAUGGCCUCCAUCUUGGAGCCAUCCAAAUCUAAUUUCUUCCCUGCAAUGACGAAGAUCGUGGGGACACUGGGUCCCAGGUCUCGUUCUGUAGAUGUUAUUUCUGGGUGUCUCAACGCUGGGAUGUCUGUUGCAAGAUUUGAUUUUUCUUGGGGGGAUGCGGAUUAUCACCAGGAGACUUUGGAGAAUUUGAGGACUGCAAUUAAGAAAACAAGGAAGCUAUGUGCUGUCAUGUUAGAUACAGUGGGUCCGGAGUUGCAGGUGGUUAACAAAAGUGGGAAGGCUAUUUCACUUGAAGUUGAUGGAAUUGUUACUCUCACACCUGAUCAGGGCCAAGAAGCUUCUUCUCAAGUGUUGCCAAUAAAUUUUGAUGGGCUUUCUAAGGUUGUGAAGAAGGGAGACACCAUUUUCAUUGGCCAAUAUCUCUUUACAGGAAGUGAGACUACUUCUGUUUGGCUAGAGGUAGAUGAAGUGAAGGAUGAAGACGUGCUCUGUGUGAUUAAGAACUCUACAACUUUGGCCGGAUCAUUAUUCACUCUGCACGCUUCUCAAAUUCAUAUCGACUUGCCUACGUUAUCUGCUCAAGAUAGAGAGGUUAUAAGCACAUGGGGCGUGGAAAACAAAAUUGAUUUUCUUUCACUGUCUUAUACAAGGCAUGCAGAGGAUGUCCGUGAGGCUCGUGAGUUCCUGUCUAAGCUUGGCGACCUAAGUCAGACUCAUAUCUUCGCUAAAAUUGAAAAUGUAGAGGGUUUAACUCAUUUUGAUGAGAUCCUUCAAGAGGCUGAUGGUAUCAUUCUUUCUCGUGGUAAUCUUGGCAUAGAUCUCCCGCCUGAGAAGGUCUUCCUGUUUCAGAAGGCUGCGAUGCAUAAGUGCAAUAUGGCUGGAAAACCAGCAGUCAUAACACGUGUUGUAGAUAGUAUGACAGACAAUCUUAGACCUACACGUGCUGAGGCAACUGAUGUUGCUAAUGCUGUACUGGACGGAACGGAUGCUAUUCUUCUUGGUGCUGAGACUUUGCGUGGUCUGUACCCUGUUGAGUGUAUUUCCAUUGUGGGCAAAAUUUGUGCUGAGUCAGAAAAGGUUUUUAAUCAAGAUUUGUACUUCAAGAAGACUGUCAAAUUUGUUGGGGAGCCUAUGACACACUUGGAGUCGAUUGCCUCCACUGCGGUACGUGCCGCCAUCAAGGUGAAAGCAUCUGUAAUUAUUUGCUUCACUUCAUCUGGAAGGGCUGCAAGGUUAAUAGCAAAGUAUCGCCCAACAAUGCCUGUGCUAUCAGUUGUCAUUCCUCGCCUCAAGACAAACCAACUCAAGUGGAGUUUUAGCGGUGCAUUUGAGGCAAGGCAAUCCCUUAUUGUUCGUGGUCUCUUCCCGAUGCUUGCUGAUCCUCGACAUCCUGCUGAGUCUACAAAUGCCACAAAUGAGUCUGUACUAAAAGUUGCACUUGAUCAUGGCAAGGCCUCAGGGGUUGUGAAGUCGCACGACCGGGUUGUUGUUUGCCAGAAAGUGGGAGAUGCAUCUGUGGUCAAGAUUAUCGAACUUGAGGACUAAAAGCUGCUACACGUUUUCGCAUCAUCUCUAUCACAGUUUUUCGCGGUGGAGGUGGACCCCGCCAAAGCCGUUACUGUGACUGGGGAUCGCGUGUUUUGGAUUCAUACAAUUUCACGUAUAAUAACGCGUAGUUUGUACUGAUGGGUAAACCUAUUGAUCCAAACCCUUUUUUUUGUCUGCUUGUGCUUUUGAAAAUGAAGCUGUCUGUAUUUCAGGGUUUUCAGAUUUCUGCAUCAUUUGUUGCCACACUUCAAGAAUAAAAGUCUAGCAACUAAUUGCAAAAUAUAAUUCUUUCGGAAAUAUCAACACAAAUUUCGUAUGGCCCCUCUUUUUUAAUAACACGCUUUGUCAUAA